This is a messenger RNA of Callithrix jacchus (white-tufted-ear marmoset), 16199 nucleotides long. RefSeq names its product EPH receptor A6 (gene EPHA6). Gene Ontology annotation, molecular function: ATP binding; protein binding; transmembrane-ephrin receptor activity. Gene Ontology annotation, biological process: protein phosphorylation; axon guidance; ephrin receptor signaling pathway. Gene Ontology annotation, cellular component: plasma membrane; dendrite. The record is from RefSeq and is a predicted model, not a curated record. NCBI's taxonomy places the organism in Eukaryota, Metazoa, Chordata, Mammalia, Primates, Cebidae.
GCCUCCACCUGCAGGCGGUGCAGGAUUUUCCUUGUCCACUGACCCCCUCUAGCGCCGAACUGGCGGCAUCGGAGGCGCGGCUGCCAGGCCGGGAGAAGGCUGGGCUUGGCCGGCUCUGCCGCGCGCCCGGCUCCGUCCCUGCCCUGGGCGCCCGCCUCGGCGCGGGGUCCCUCCCCGUCUGCACGCAGUGUGGCCCCGAGCCUGGGGCGGGGGCCGCGGGGUCCCCGCUCGUGCCCUGCGCCGCCGCUUCCGGGAGACCCGCGCGCGGGGGGGAGUGGGUGCCGCGAGGGGACGGCUCGUGCGGGGGGAGCCCUCAGAACACGGCGCCCUGCGCUGCCGUGGAUGUGGCCACGCGCCACCGGGACUGCUAGGAGAGCGCGGCUCGACGCCACCACGCCGUGGACGCUCGGGGACCCCCGAAUCCCAGCGUCAGGGCUGCGACGAUGCUCGUGACCUCCACCGCGAAGUCACCUCCGCACGGCGACGCGAAGACCUCGCGAGCCCGGGCGCCGGGCGGCCGCGGCUUUCCCGCCUGAUGUGACCCCUCAGCGCUUCCUCCCCGCGCUCCGCUUCGCUAGGACUGGAAGCCGCGGAGGCGCUCGCCCCGGUGGGCAAGUUUGGGCGGCCCGCGCGGAGGACGGUCGGGAGCCCCCUCAGCGGGGAGACGUGGAGGAGUCGGGGAGGCGGCGCUGGGAGCUGACUCGACCUCCACGGCCCGCGCCGCUGCUGUGAAGCGGGCGGCCAAGUGCCUGUGGGGCUGAGGGCGGCCUCAGAGACGCCCGGAAAGCGGCGGCCACGGCCGACUCGGAGGAGCCUGCGGUGCGCCGCUGCCCUGGCCGCUCAGGCCCGGAGCCCAGGGCUCAGUUUGCGCCCCGCCCGAACCCCUGGUGGCCCGCUCGAGCCGCCGUCCGCCCGGCUCUCCUCGCACGGGCCGGAGGAAAGUUCCCGCGGCCCCCACGCCCCCCGCCUUCGGCCCCGCACGUGCCGCCCCGUGCGCCCGCCCCACCUGGCAGUGCCGCCCCGCCCCCGCCCCCGUCCCCGCGGCGAGGCGCUCCCCGCCCCCUCGCUCCCCUCCCCCAAACCACAGCCCGAGCUCGCUCCUGCGCGCGCGCUCUCUCGGGCCCAAGUGAAUAGUCCUCGCGCGAGCGGGACACUGUGGUGGAUGCGAUUCCCCGCGCCUCCAGCCGGCAGGAGCUCCCGGGCGCCGCAGGCAGCGUCCUCCUCCGAAGCGCCUGCACCGGCACCUGGGCAGCCUGGACCCUCGUGCCUUGUCCCCGGGACCUCGCGCGGGGGGCGCCCCGGGACACCCCCUGCGGGCCGGGUGGAGGAGGAGGAGGAGGAGGAGGAAGAAGACGCGGACCGGGACCCCCGUCCCACCCGGAGCACCUGCCCGCGCUGCCGCCACUUCUCGGUGGGGAGGAGGAGAGAGCCGGGGAGAACCAUGGGGGGCCGCGAAGUCCGGGAAUUUCUUCUGCAAUUUGGGCUCUUCCUGCCUCUGCUGACGGCGUGGCCGGGCGACUGCAGUCACGUCUCCAACAACCAAGUUGUGUUGCUUGAUACAACAGCUGUGCUGGGAGAGCUAGGAUGGAAAACAUAUCCAUUAAAUGGGUGGGAUGCCAUCACUGAAAUGGAUGAACAUAAUAGGCCCAUUCACACAUACCAGGUAUGUAAUGUAAUGGAACCAAACCAGAACAACUGGCUUCGCACAAACUGGAUCUCCCGUGAUGCAGCUCAGAAAAUUUAUGUGGAAAUGAAAUUCACACUGAGGGAUUGUAACAGCAUCCCAUGGGUCUUGGGGACUUGCAAAGAAACAUUUAAUCUGUUUUAUAUGGAAUCAGAUGAGUCCCAUGGAAUUAAAUUCAAGCCAAACCAGUAUACAAAGAUCGACACAAUUGCUGCUGACGAGAGUUUUACCCAGAUGGAUUUGGGUGAUCGCAUCCUGAAACUCAACACUGAAAUUCGUGAGGUGGGGCCUGUAGAAAGGAAAGGAUUUUAUCUGGCUUUUCAAGACAUUGGGGCGUGCAUUGCCCUCGUUUCAGUCCGUGUUUUCUACAAGAAGUGUCCCUUCACUGUUCGUAACUUGGCCGUGUUUCCUGAUACCAUCCCAAGGGUUGAUUCCUCCUCUUUGGUUGAAGUACGGGGUUCUUGCGUGAAGAGUGCUGAGGAGCGUGACACGCCCAAACUGUAUUGUGGAGCUGAUGGAGAUUGGCUGGUUCCUCUUGGAAGAUGCAUCUGCAGCACAGGAUUUGAAGAAAUUGAGGGUUCUUGCCAUGCUUGCAGACCAGGAUUCUAUAAAGCUUUUGCUGGGAACACAAAAUGUUCUAAAUGCCCUCCACAUAGUGUAACAUACAUGGAAGCAACUUCUGUCUGUCAGUGUGAAAGGGCUUAUUUCCGAGCUGAAAAAGACCCACCUUCUAUGGCAUGUACCAGGCCACCUUCAGCUCCUAGGAAUGUGGUUUUUAACAUCAAUGAAACAGCCCUUAUUUUGGAAUGGAGCCCACCAAGUGACACAGGAGGGAGAAAAGAUCUCACAUACAGUGUGAUCUGUAAGAAAUGUGGCUUAGACACCAGCCAGUGUGAGGACUGUGGUGGAGGACUCCGCUUCAUCCCAAGACACACAGGCCUGAUCAACAGUUCCGUGAUAGUACUUGACUUUGUGUCUCACGUGAAUUACACCUUUGAAAUAGAAGCGAUGAAUGGAGUUUCUGAGUUGAGUUUUUCUCCCAAGCCAUUCACAGCUAUUACAGUGACCACGGAUCAAGAUGCACCUUCCCUGAUAGGUGUGGUAAGGAAGGACUGGGCAUCCCAAAAUAGCAUUGCCCUCUCAUGGCAAGCACCUGCUUUUUCCAAUGGAGCCAUUCUGGACUACGAGAUCAAGUACUAUGAGAAAGAGCAUGAGCAGCUGACCUACUCUUCCACAAGGUCCAAGGCCCCCAGUGUCAUCAUCACAGGUCUUAAGCCAGCCACCAAGUACGUAUUUCACAUCCGUGUGAGAACCGCGGCAGGAUACACUGGCUACAGUCAGAAAUUCGAAUUCGAAACAGGAGAUGAAACUUCUGACAUGGCAGCAGAACAAGGACAGAUCCUCGUGAUAGCCACCGCUGCUGUUGGCGGAUUCACUCUCCUGGUCAUCCUCACUUUAUUCUUCUUGAUCACUGGGAGAUGUCAAUGGUACAUAAAAGCCAAGAUGAAGUCAGAAGAGAAGAGAAGAAACCACUUGCAGAAUGGGCAGUUGCGCUUCCCGGGAAUUAAAACUUACAUUGAUCCAGAUACCUAUGAAGACCCGUCCCUAGCAGUCCAUGAAUUUGCAAAGGAGAUUGAUCCCUCCAGAAUUCGCAUUGAGAGAGUCAUUGGGGCAGGUGAAUUUGGAGAAGUCUGUAGUGGGCGUUUGAAGACACCAGGGAAAAGAGAGAUCCCAGUUGCCAUUAAAACCUUGAAAGGCGGCCACAUGGAUCGGCAAAGAAGGGAUUUUCUAAGAGAAGCUAGUAUCAUGGGCCAGUUUGACCAUCCAAAUAUCAUUCGCCUAGAAGGUGUUGUCACAAAAAGAUCCUUCCCGGCCAUUGGGGUGGAGGCGCUUUGCCCCAGCUUCCUGAGGGCAGGGUUUUUAAAUAGCAUCCAGGCCCCGCAUCCAGUGCCAGGGGGAGGAUCUUUGCCCCCCAGGAUUCCUGCUGGCAGACCAGUAAUGAUUGUGGUGGAAUAUAUGGAGAAUGGAUCCCUAGACUCCUUUUUGCGGAAGCACGACGGCCACUUCACAGUCAUCCAGCUGGUUGGAAUGCUCCGAGGCAUCGCAUCGGGCAUGAAGUAUCUUUCUGAUAUGGGUUAUGUUCAUCGAGACCUAGCGGCUCGGAAUAUAUUGGUCAAUAGCAACUUGGUAUGCAAAGUUUCGGAUUUUGGUCUCUCCAGAGUGCUGGAAGAUGAUCCAGAAGCUGCUUACACGACAACCGGUGGAAAAAUCCCCAUAAGAUGGACGGCUCCAGAAGCAAUCGCCUACAGAAAAUUCUCCUCAGCAAGUGACGCGUGGAGUUAUGGCAUUGUCAUGUGGGAGGUCAUGUCCUAUGGAGAGAGGCCUUACUGGGAAAUGUCUAACCAAGAUGUCAUUCUGUCCAUUGAAGAAGGGUACAGACUUCCAGCUCCCAUGGGCUGUCCAGCAUCUCUACACCAACUGAUGCUCCAUUGCUGGCAGAAGGAGAGAAAUCACAGACCAAAAUUUACUGACAUUGUCAGCUUCCUUGACAAACUGAUCCGAAAUCCCAGUGCCCUUCACACCCUGGUGGAGGACAUCCUUGUAAUGCCAGAGUCCCCUGGUGAAGUUACCGAAUAUCCUUUGUUUGUCACGGUUGGUGAUUGGCUAGAUUCUAUAAAGAUGGGGCAAUACAAAAAUAACUUCAUGGCAGCAGGAUUUACAACUUUUGACCUGAUUUCAAGAAUGAGCAUUGAUGACAUUAGAAGAAUUGGAGUCAUACUCAUUGGACACCAGAGACGCAUAGUCAGCAGUAUACAGACUUUACGUUUACACAUGAUGCACAUACAGGAGAAGGGAUUUCACGUAUGAAAGGACUACAAGCACCCGUGUUUUGUGCCUCAGCAUUUCUAAAAUGGACGAUACCCUCUCUGCUUCCCUCUCUUCUGAUUCUCCAAUCAUCACUUCACAAACUGCAGUCUUCUGUUCAGACUAUAGGCACACAACUUAUGCUUAUGCUUCCAACCAGGAUUUUAAAAUCAUGCUACAUAAAUCCUCUAUGACUAACCUGCACAUAAAACCCUGGUCCACUGAAGAUUAUUGCUACGCAAUGGUAAAUAACUCAGCAUCGAUGUGUAAUGUUGUAUAAGCAGUAUGUGGGAAGUGCUCACGGACUUAACCUAAAGGCAUUUAUCCAGCUGGGGCUUCCUCAGUGAUGUAUGUAGAGUGUGAUGGUAGAUGAGAAUGAACUAGUUGACCUUUCUUUCAGGUUUUGUGAUCAAGUAGCUUCCAAACUGACAUAAAUGUUUGGUUUUUAGAUCAUUAUAGGCAGCUCUAUUGGUUGUAUUGUUACUUUAUUUUUUUAACGGUUUUACAGUUGGUGCCUGAUAUUAUCAGAAUUGUUUGCAGAAAUGACAACUGGUAUCAUGUAAUGAAUUUUUGUGAGGUACGACUGUGGUGAGAAGGGGGUUAUUACGGAGGGAGAAAAAAAUACUGUGUUUUUAAAUCUUCUGAGGCUGGGUUUGUCAAUUUUUUAAAAAUUAACUUUAUAGUGUCAUACAUAUUUCAUAAUAGGUGGUAGUGUAAAGGCUUUUCACCUCUAAUUUUAUUUAUUUUUAUUUUUUUACUAACCGUAGUAUAUUUCUCUACUACCUUACAAAGACCGCCCCUGGAAAGACCAAGAGUGACUUCACUGAUCUAAUGGUUUUCGCAGAGGGAAGCUUGGGAUAAAGCCAUGACUUUUUCCCUUCGUGCAUUGUCACAAGUUUGCAAAAGUAAUUAUCAAAGCACUGAGAAAAUUAGUCAUUCUCAGUAGAAUUGCUUCGAAUAAAAUACAUGAUUAUACCCUUAGAUUUAGUAUAAAAUAUUAAUUAAUUUAAUACAAACAGAACUUUACGAUAGAUACAUGGUGGCCCAAGAAAAUAAACAUACCUAGCUGACCAUUUGGUAUUGGUGCAUUUUGCAAGUUUAAGCAUUCUUAUGUUUUCUUUGCAAAAAUAAGUUACAUGAACACGCUGAGCUGUUUUCCGAACCUUCUAAGAAAUAAGUAUGAAUACUCCAAAGAGUAUAUAAACAGACCUUACACACGAACAUAGCGUGUCGACCUGGGUCCAUCAUACAAUUACAUAAAAAUGAGAACACAGCUAAGGUGUGGUGUUGUCAUAAUCUUCUGAGAGGCUUUUUAAAAAGGUAAAUAUAUUUUUAAGUGAUUUAAGCUGAGUUGGCUUAUCAAAAUAGUGCUAUAUCUUGUGAACAAAUUAAAUUAUAAAAUCAGCUCCUCCUUAUAAAACUAAAAAAAAUGUCUACUGUUUUAGGUGGAAGAGUAAGUAAAAUGUGUUGAAAGAAAAAAACAGAGUAGGUUGUCUAAGGAUGCUGAUUUGAUAAAUUAGCUUUUAUUGGAUCUCAGAGAUAACGGUGCCCCACCCACAUUCUCAAAUUCCUAUGUAAAUUCAUUUUUUGGGUCACAGUAGUAUUUUUAUUUUAUAAAGGAGCCUAACUUUUUCUUAUAUUUAGAUUUUGUAGAUUGUCCCAUUAUAUUUGCAUAUUUUCUUUUGCUGACUUAUCUCCUGGUUUUUGCCGACCACAGCUUAAUCCUUCUCAUUUCAAAACAAAUGUGUACAGCUAGGAGGAAGAGUCUUUAGAUCCUUCCUCUAAUACACAAAAAAGGUAGGAGGGAUGGGAAAUCCAUCACUUUUAAGCAAGUGUGUCAGAUAUAGCCACGUUUUCCAGCCGUCAACCUGCACGGUUGUGCAUCACUCAUGGACCAUCUGCAGCUUGCUUGAUCCAUUUACACAAAUCUGGAUCCAUUUAGAAGAAAAAUAAAAUUUCCAUAUUUACCUAUCUUCAAAUAUAUAUUAAAUAAGAACAGAUGUACAACAGAUUAAAUUUAUUAAUCAUAUAUUUAUUUUUAUAAUACAAAAAAGGUAUUUAGAAAAAUAAGGAAUAGAAUAAUAUGGUCUUCCCCAGGACUCUGUCAGCACCAUCUGAGUACCUGGAAAUGAAUCCUAUUAAAUUAUUUACACUUCUAUGGGAGGAGCAUUCAGUGACUGCCAGAUUAAAGUUCUCUGUUAAGAAUUUUUUUCUUUAAAAUUCCUGAUAAUCCUGUUUUACAUCUGGUUAAUUUGUACUUCCUUUCUUCUUUUUCUAGCCUCUUUUUAUAGUAUCAUAAAACGACCUUUUCCUUUGUCUCUCAUGUCAUGUCUCCUCCAAAAUUCCUUUUAAAUUACAUUUUUAUUUUUCAGAACUGUAAGCAUGAUCAUCUUCAAUGUAACUUUGAACUUCAUCAUGGUUACAGCAAGAUUGAAAUAUGUGUGCAAGAUUAAACAGAAACAUUGAAAUAUAAGGAUAUUUAUUUAUUUACUGCCUACUAGUCAUAGACCCCAUGAUCCCAGGAGUAUUAUUAUAUCCAGGAAUAUUAACAGUUAAAAUGCCAAAUUCAUUUGAAAAUUUUACAUAAAACUAAAUCUGUUUAAUGUGCAAAGCAUAAAACUUAAUUAUAAAAAGAAAAUAAGUAAUUUCCAUGAAUCACAAGUCUUCAGGAAUAAUCUUUGAUACCUAAAGUAUGCAUAUAGGCUCAUAUACCUACUUUAUUUUAAAUAUCUUCAUCUAUGCUAAUGAGGGAGUGUUUUGGAUUUUAAAACCAGACAGUCAAAAAAUAAUUUUCAUUUUAUUUUCUAAAUGGUCAAUUUUCAGUCUAGAGUGAACUCCUUAUCUCAUAAUAUAAGUCAUAUAUGGAAAAAAAUAUAUAAAAACAAUGUACAAUCAAGGAGAGAGAGAAGGUAUUUAAAUCAUUCAAAAAAGCAAUCAAAUUGCAAAAUUCUUGUGGUUUAACACGAAUCAAGAACUACAGCAUUUUUGCACUGAGUUAACUGGUGAUAAAUGUUCUACAUUCCAUAAUCAAAAUAAGACAUCUUAUUUCACUCUGCAUAACUCUUUAAAAUCUAACAAAGUAUAACCUGAAUAAAAAUGCCUUCCAGCAACAGCUUUAAAACUUACCAACUCCGUCUCAAAAAACAAAAAAAAAAAACAAAUUUAGUUCAGACCAUGAAUGGAAAACAAAUCCAAAUCUGAUCCUUGAAAAGCAAAGGCCCUAAAGAAGGUCUUCAGAAGAGAUGGUGAAGAAUGAAUUAUUUUACAUAUCACCCAACCACAUUUCCUAAAAACGUAUUUUGGCGUCUUCUCCUGCCAGAUUUCUGCUCUUCAAGGCAGUCAGUUAAACCUCAUCUCAUAAUUUUCACUGAAUUAGUUCUUUCUUUUUGCCUUUUUUAUUAAAUUUUCGAAAAUGUUCUCAGUCCUGUUUUUAAUUUCCCCAUCCUGUCUUUUUAUUCUGCUCUCAGCUUCUAUCACAUCGCACAUUAUCCCUAUCAGCAUAACAAAGGUAGCACAACAAGUCUAAAAACACUGUGCAGAUCUCCUUCAAAGAGGCUUGGGGCAGGGAGAUGUUGCAAAAUCUUUAAUAUUUUGGGUUCUAUUACAUAAUGGAGAACAUUUACACUAACAGAGGAUGUGGAUUCUGGCUGUUCCUUAACUUGAAAUCAAGUUCUUUGGAAAGUAAUUCUGAAAUGCAUCAUGACGAUGGUCCUUUUCAGUUGCUUUAACUAAGGAAGUUUAUUAUUAAUUUUUAAAAAUUAGUAAAUAAGAUCACUAUCUGUUAUUAUAAACUCACAGUUGGUCCGUGUCUUUAUGGAUCAAAGAGAUUAGAAGCAAAGUAUCACUUCUUUCAGUAGCAGCAUCUUAACAUUUCCAAUCUCCAAUUCCGCAUUCAAUCACAAGAUAUUCUAAUAUUUUUAAAUAUGAAGACUCCAAAAGGUAGAGGAGUACACUGAGUUAAAUUGAUGGUAUUCUUUCACCAGAACACAAGGCACUGAAGUCACCUAACUUUUGGUUCUUAUGAGCAACGUUUUCAAAAAUUUUUCAAUCUUUAUAAUGUUACGCAAAGACAACACAGAUUUUUAUCUAGCUCAGCUUAACAAAUAUCUAUGGAAUGUCUCCUAUAUGCACCAAAUUUUAUUACAAAGAUAAGUUUGGUUGUGCUGUCCUUGCCUUCGGGUAACUCUCAUUAUUAUAAUUUAGAGCUUUAUUUGCUGUAUUUGCUAUGGUUGCCAUGUCAGCAGGGGAUAGCACUUUUCAUAGAAUAUAAAGAAAUAAAUAGGAACUUCGUCCAGUGGGAAUUGGAUUUGCAAUUUUUUGGACUUAAAAUUCUCGUAGUAUUCUUCCCAAACACCCCAUAAUCCCUGCUGGUUUCUCUAAAACGGUUUCCUCAUUAAGAGUUGAUCCUCAUCAGAAGUCACAGAUUUUUAUUGUCUAGCGGCAUACCUACCAGUUCGUAUAUGGAUUCACUACCUUGAAGGUGCCUCCUGUUAAAAAACAUUAGGUUUUUUUCAAGAGCAGUUGUGGAAUAAUCUCCUGUUCACGCUCAUUCACUGGCUCUGGUCAACAUGAUGCUAAGUAUGAACUGCAAUGGUAGCGUAAAAUCCUUUCAAACUCCAUCCAUUUAACAAGGGAAAGAGCUGAUUACUCCUGACUAUACAUACUACUAAGGGAAAUGAUAGAAACAUCUUAUAUUGUGUAAAAGUAAACGCCUCAUCUUUUUCUUACUGUUAACUUUUAAAAAAAUGUAUUGAUGAGAUGUUUCAAAAAUUUCUCAGAAUAAAAAUUAACUUUUAUUGUUAUAAUUAGAUGUGGCAUAAUAUAAAUAUAUUCUGGGAAAAGAAUUAAAAGAUCUAGAAAAAGGUAUUGGUCAUCAAAAUGUAGUUUUAACAAAUCAUCUUUUUCUGAGUAGUAAAUUAGCUUCAAAUUGACAAUGAGUUUAUAUAAAAUGUAUUUUAAAAAUAACAUUUAUAUCUUAAUGGAAAGAUUUGGGUUCUUUGCUCUUAAUUCAAAGGAGUUUUUGUUUUAUUAGCGUUUGCUUUUUUGAGAUUUUAGAAUAUAUUUGGAACUUCUUUAGCUUACCAGUGUCAAUCCAAAUUACAUUUUAAAAUGAGAAAAAAAGAGAGAAAACUUUUCAGUUACUAAGGAAGGCAAAGCACUAUGAAUUGAAUAAACUGUACCUUUUUAAAAGGAUCUGUCAACUAUGAAGUUUGUGUAUCGCAGUGACAUCAAGUGAUUUUUGCAGUGUCUUAUUGAAAGCAGUUUCCUUUUAAACAAAACAUGGAAAGCUUCUUGCUUGAAUUUUCACACGGAUUAAUCAGAGUACCAAAUCUCUACAUCAUUAAGAGAACUUUUGAUUUGUUUCAUUAUGAAGUCUCAAAGAAUUCCAUUACCCUUAGACACAACUAAUUCAUUCUUAAGAAUAACAAAGGUAUCAAAGAAAAAUCACCUGACAGGUGAGGAGGAAAGAUAGCUCUUUAGUGUUAAAAAAAAGAUGGAGCUUCUACAUUUGAUUAGAAUAAAGUGUAAAUUAACAACACAAUCUUCUCAGGAGUUGUGAGUUAGAAAAAUACCAGAAUCAGUGAAAAUCUUCCCUAAAGUAGAGCUCUGUUAUUACCUGUAUUUUCUGCACUAUUUGUAACCUCUGGCCAUUUUUAAUUUGUCAUAAUAAACUCAUUUUUGGUUAGAUCAUAAGUUAUCAUCUCAACAAAUCAGAACAACUGAGAUAUAACUAUAGAUAGAGUAUUCUACAAAAUAAUAAAAGGAAGACAACUCUAAUUCAGGAUUCCUAUUUAGUUAGCAACAGAGUCUCUAUCUCAUUAUCCAUCAUUGAAAUGAGAACUAUCUUUAUCCCAAAAUAAUACAUUGUUAUAGUGAGAACUCUAAGGAUAUGAGAAUCAUUUUCCAUAUAUUCCAUUCAAUUUGUAUAUUUAGGUAUUAGUAACUGGGAUAGAUAUCUUUGCUUCUGAGUUAAAUGUGAGCUUACACGAGAAGCGAAUGGAUGUAAACAUUUCUCUACAAGUUGUUCCACAUUUGUAGAUCAACCUUAGAACAGUCUUAAUUUGUCUGAGUUCUAUAACGACUCAAUAUCAUUUAAUUUUUCAAAAUCAUGAUAGGGAGAAGAAUCUUAAUUUGUAAAGAUGAGCAAACACCACACUUUUAAGAUCUUUACCUUAUUCAAUAUUUCCUCUUCCACUAUUUUUAUAAUUAAAAAUCUCUUUUCUACAUUUAGUAAUUGGUAGGAUGAACUGUAUGCAUUUAGAUAGAAAUCGCUUUUAUUAAAUUUUCAUUUAAACACAUCUUCGUUCACUUAAUCAGAGAAGCCAUAAUACAAUUCUUAAUAUUAGCUCAUUUUUCAAAGUAGUAACUUUUGCUAUCUUUAGAAUUCUCAUAUACCCAGUAAUAUAACUACUAAAGUCAUGAGGAAGUUUUUCUUUAACUGUGCAUGCUUUAUUUAUUAUCAUAUUGUUUUUGUCUUUAAAAUAAGUCAGCUCAAAAUUGUAGUCUUUAGAAGUCCUAUAACAAAAAUCAAUGGCCAAUAAUUUGCUAACAAAUUUGUAACUGAACAAGCUAUUUUUUUCUGUCAAUGUGACUGAUGUGCGCAUUGUUAAAUUCAACUGUUUAAAUAUUCAUUGGUAUAUUAUCUAGGGCUAUUCCUGCAAUAUCCUCAUAGUAUUUUUAAGAUAAUGCUGAAUAUCAUAUACAGUUAAUAAACAAUCAUUGGGGCUUUUUAAAAUUGCUGCACUGCAUGAAAAGUAAGUUUUAAUGUAUAUAAAAGUUUGUCAUUGAAGUUUGGAAUUUAUUUUAAUGUACUCUUUCUUCCCAUGCCAGAUAUGUCUUCGAAGAAAACUGUAUUAAUAUAUUCAUACUAUGCAAAACUCUCAUUUUGUUUUUACCGAACAAAAUGUAGCUUUGAUAAAAUUUUAUGGUUUUUAGGCCUCUUAGAUUAAAAAAAAAUCAAAAUGUAAAAUGGGAGCAUUUUUCGGGGGGAGCAGGACACAAUACCUGAGCAGUGUUCAUAAAUACAAACAUGAGUAACACUUGAUGGAAAAGAUUACUGUAUGUUAUUGAUUUUGGACACAUUAUUAUUCAUUUUGUUAAUCACAUUUGACCUUGGAUUGUGACACUGAAAAAACUUGAAUAUAUAUGGGAUAUAAAUAUCUUUGGGACAUUUUACAUAAAUUAUACUUACUUUUAAUUUUGUAUACAGUGAAAACUUAGACAGUUUAAUUUUGAAUUUUGAAGGAAGAACUUUUAACAGUCUGUGUUUCCUAAAAUGUUCAUUAUGGUAUACCUGGUAGAGUAACCUCAUUUUUUGAAAAACCAGAGGCAAAACAAGAAUGCAGAACUUGGCAACAAACUAAGUUCCACUAAAAUUAAGGAAAACACUAAAGGGAAAAACAGUACAAAGAGGAGUUUGUUUUAAAAUUGUUACUUACCUCAUUUUAAAAACUGUUAGAAAAGAAUGAAUAAAAAUUAUGUCAUAGUAUUCUUACUGAUUAUUUUGAAACUAAAGUUCAUUUCAAGGAUGGGAAUCUCUAACAUAAAUCAGUACACUAAUAGGUGUUAAAAUAUGUAUUCAUAUAUAAAAUUAGAAAGAAAUCUCAUCAAAAUAGGAAAAAGUUUAUUUUCAAAAUGUUUUAUAAUAGAACGUCAUCAAAAUUCAUAACAUUUCCAUAUUAUUAAUCCUUUGUUUUCCAAACAUAUAUAAUCAAAUAAUUUGCCAAAAAUUCAAACAAUAAUACAUUGAAUUUUGGACUGUCAUAGCACUUUAGACGUGUUAAUAAAUUAUCCCAUGGAUAAUAAAGAGAAUUUUUCCUGCCAUUAUUAAAUGUAAAAUAAUAUAUAGAGGAUGUAUAAAAAAGGAACUUACUUGAAAGCAUCUUUUAGCAUCAAUUUGUCCUUAUUUUAAGCAGCUGUAUUAAUUGUAUACAUACUCUCAAAUGCUUAAAAAUAUAGUACUUACAUAUUAAUUUUAUGUGAUAUAAUUUAUUUUGAUCUUUAAAUGUUUAUAUUCUUUCAAGAAGACUGCCUUCUCUUUCCAGUUGUUUUAAGUAUGUUAAAAAAGAGCCACCAUAUUUUUUAUAUUUCAAUUCAGUCUCAUAAUUCUUGUAAGUUUCCAGCUCUCAAAGAAGUUGAAACCAAGUGUUAUAGCACAGUGGCUAGAAGUUAUUCUUUUUGAAGUUAUUCUUCUUUUAUUUAAUAUUAGUCUGAUAUACCCUAAAUUUUGCUAGAGAAGGUGUUUUCCCAUGAAAGGAAAUACAAAAUGAAAAUCCUCCAUUGGAUGUUAUAAAUUCAAAAAAAGAACAUAUAUUUUUUAUAGUUACUUAUCACUACUUACUGCUUAUUCAGUUUUUAAAAUUUUACCAAAUAUGAUGCUUCAAACACGAGGGAAAAGCCACUCCAUUUACACGUAAUUUGCUUAUUUUCUUCAGAGUUUCCAAAAACCUUUGAGAAAACAAAAUACUCCUUUUCUUCACCUUACAACCUUGAUCACUCUACCAGUAAAUGCAGUAAUAAGGUAUCUAUUAUAUAACAACUAAAAACAUCAGUCAAAGUUUAGUGUUACUCUCCUGAAACUAUGUAACACAUAUAACCACAGCAACAACAAAUUAAAGGAGAUCAUGUCUAUUUACUGGUCCAAACUUGUAUAAAUCCUAAAUUUUAUAAUAUAUAUAUAUCAAAAACGACAUACUGAUUUACUUUAAAAAUAUAUUUAUCUGUAAAUCCAUUCACUCCGUUCAACUGUUUAUUGAACACUACCAUGUAUCAUUGUCCGGUUUUAAGCCCUGAGGAUAUAUGGUGACCAAGACAAGCAAAGUCCCUGUCUCAUGGAAUUGACCUUCUAGUGGCAAAGACACACAAUGAAGAAACAGUGAUGUGCUGUGCUGAUAAUUUAAAAUGUGGCACAGCAUGACUGUGGCUCCUUUAAGUGGUAGAGGAAAUUAAGGACACAGCAUUCAAACUGAUAUCUGAAAAGCAUGAGCAGAUUUGGAGGAAGAGCAUUACAAGCAGAGGAAAAUAGUUAAGGAAUGAAAAUUUGGGGUGUUAGAGAGUAGAGAACAGUGUUCUUCGUACACUGAGAUGAGGCAAAGAGGCAAAAAGGAGAUAGGGUCAGUAAUUCAAGCAAAAACACGGAGGAGUCACUACUUCAAGAUUUGAAAGGCGUCAGUAUAUACACGGUUUUUAAAGUUUGGAAAUCACCUAGGAGAAGCCUGUAGAGCUGGGCCUAGGAUUGCACUUGUGGUAUUCCAGUGUUUAAUAGUUAAGUAGGUAACUAGAAUUAAACAAGAAAUGGAGUAUAAAGUAAGCUAGAGAGAAAGGAAAUGCAGUUGCUCAUCUGAAUUAAAUACUUUUUAAGAAGUCAAGAUUAGAACAAAGAAAUGUCCAUGGGAUUUCACAACAUGCAAACUGUUGAUGACCUUGACAAGGACAGUCGUCGCUAUGAAACAGUAGAGUCAAAUUCUAACUGACAUGGAUUCAGAAGAGCUGUAAGGGAAGAAGGUGAAGUCAGGAUCUAUCAAAACCUCUCCGGAAGUUUGAAGUAAAGGGAGCAAGAGAAAUGGGAUGAUAGCUGGAGGACGGAAGUCAAGGAAUUGUUUCUUAAGGCUGCUACAGCAUAUUUACUAAUGAAAAUGGCUUGGCAGAUGGGAAAACUGAUGAUGCAAGAGAGAUGAUCAUUGUAACAGGCUUUGAGAGACAGAGGAGUUGCGAUUCAGAGCAUAAGUAGGGGGUUCCUUUUUGAUAGGUGUAGGAAUAUACAGCUCCAAUGAAAGGGAAGGCAGUGUGUGUAACGUCCGGAGAGGUUGGUACACUGGUGGUAGAAAGGGAAGGAUGUCAUGUAAGUGUUUUUUUUAAUCAAGAAUGAGAUAAAAGUCAUAUGGAGGACAGGAAGGGUGUGCAGGUUGGAGGAUACAUAGUAAGUAGCUGGACAGUAAGAAAGUGAAUAUACAUUUGAUGAAAUAUUUUAAAGGCAUCUUUAUUAAAUAUUUUUGAGACAUCUUAUUGGGAGACCCAAAACUUUGAAUUCCGUGGGAUCCAAGGACUCUGAGAAGAGCCCUUCUUUCCAUAAUGGAGAGAUUGAGAAUUUCUCAAUACCAUAAAAACUUAUUUUCUUUACUUUCAUCUAUUACAGAUUAAAAGGCAGAAACAUUUUGUAGCUAUUGUUAUAAUUCAAAGCCUAUCAAAAUUAAAAAUAGCUUAAUCCUGAAAGAUGUAUAUUGUUUAAUCAACCUGCCACUUUUUUCUACACUAUUUGGGAGGGGAUUGAGGUCCCAUAUAAAUUUUAAAAUAAAAGACAAACAGGAACUAACCUUUUAGUAAAAAUUAUUUUGUUUUCAUAUGGAAAACAUCAAUACCUUCUGUCAUUUAAGGAAAACACACGGGCAAUGUAGUUGGUUUUUCGUUGUGCCCCUCUCUAUCCUACAGGAAAGACAUGAUCUUUUAAUUGUGUUUGCUGCUUUAUUUCUGGAGAGAAAGAUAUGUAUGUAUAUAUGUGUGUAUACUAUAUACAUACACACACAUAUGUGUGUGUGUAUGUAUAGCUCCAGGUUGUAUGUAAUUCAGUAUGUUGGAAUUUAAAGAUUCAUUAUUUGGAUUUGAUGUGAAAUUAGAUUGUGAAUAACGGAAUGAGAUUGCUCUCCAUUUUUUGCUGUUCUAGCAUAGCCAAAAAUAUAAAGAUAUACAUGUACAUAUAAAAUGUAUUUGAUUAAACACUUUAAAUGUUUAAAUGGCCACAUCAAAUUUUAAAUGGUAGACGAUAUCAACAAUUGCAGUGCACUCAAAAUGUUUUAAAAUCUUUGUAGCACAAAUCCUAAAGUGUAUGAAAACUGAAUAGCGUAUUUAUAUAAAAUGCCUCAAUAACAUGUUUAGAUUGAGAUAUUUAAUCCCUCAUAGAGCUAUAUUUGACUAAUAAAAAAGGACAGCUAAAAAUAUUUUUCCUUCCAAUAAGUACAAAUGAUUUUUAAAGCAUCUUUGUCACUUGUCAUGAAGCUAUUUAUUAUUAAUGAAGGAUUUAGCACUGUACCCAUCUGCUGUUACAAAAGGGGAAAAAGAUUCAUCUAUGAGAAUAAGGAAGUAUAGCACUGUUUUAUGUUUUCUCUCUGGUGUUCUAUCACCAUUUAUAGUUUGAACACAUGCCUUCCACUCAGGUUCCUGGCACAGCCUAUGUUCUCUUUUCCGGUUGUAAUCACAAUACGGUAGAGCGACAAAGUAAAAAGGUGUUAACAAUUGAACUGCAAUCCUACCUAUCAUCUACUUUACUAUAGCAGUGAAGUAGUCCAGACUUAUUUGAAGGUGGUACUAUUUUUAUCUUACAAAAUCUACUAUAAUAUUAUAAUGUUCCAUGUAAAUUUUCAUGUGCUGGCAUGCUUACAAGUUAAUAGUGUUAUAGAAUGCUCAGCUCUCAAUAUGAGGGGUUGUUUGUGGUGAAUUGCAUAACAUAUGUCAUCUAUUUGCUGAAAGAAUAUGGUGUUUAGCAAACUACCUGCUGAGCAACAUAGUAAGAUUUUUGUACAACGUACAAAUUACUAAUUAUUGUAUUUUAUUUUUCUAUGAUUUCCUAAGAGGCAUUAUCAGGGUCUUACAGAUGGAGUAAGCCGUUUAUUAAAAUAUCUAUUGGCAAAUAAAAGUUACAGUUUUGGUGGCUGAA